AUCACACUAGUGUUACUGUGUGCUUUCUCUGUGUGAAAUGUCAAAGUCUUGAUAAUAUAAUUUUCUGGGGUGACAGAAUAUAUUCCAUAAAAAGAGUCUGUGAAUGAAUCAAUUACUUGCAACCAUCCUCUGUUAAAUCUUCCUAUGUUUAAGGGGAUUUUUCUGUUCUUGGUUUCCCCCCCCCCCCCACCCCCUUCUCUCUCUCUCUCUAACACACACACACACCAGAUUUGUUUCUUCCCUUUUUUAGGCCUUAUCACAGCUCCCACAUCCAACCAAAAGUUUGUCUGUGUUCUUGCCAAAUUUGUAAGCAUCCCAUCUUAGCUACCCUUUUCUUCUUCACACACUCCACUACAUAUCCUGCUUUCUUCUUCCAUCUCCUUACCACUACUUGACUUGUUACUAUUAGUCAAAUUCUUGUUCUCAACACUUGCAAACAGAAGAAGAAGAAGAAGAAGAAAAGGGUAGAGCUGGUGAGAUGGUGAGAGGAAAGACUGAGAUGAGGCGUAUAGAGAACGACACAAGCAGACAAGUCACCUUCUCCAAGAGGAGAAAUGGGCUGCUCAAGAAAGCUUUUGAGCUUUCAGUCCUUUGCGAUGCUGAAGUUGCACUCAUAAUCUUCUCCCCAAGAGGCAAGCUCUAUGAAUUUGCAAGUUCAAGCAUGCAUCAGACGAUAGAACGCUACCAACAGUACACUAAAGAGAUCCAAGCAAACAACCCACCCGUGGAACAUAACAUGCAGCAUUUGAAGCAUGAAGCAGCAACUAUGAUGAAAAAGAUAGAGCAACUUGAAGCAACAAAACGGAAGCUACUUGGGGAAAAUUUAGGAAACUGCAGCAUUGAAGAACUGCAACAGCUCGAACAGCAGCUGGAGCGGAGUGUCAGUAUCAUCCGUGCAAGAAAGAUGCAAGUGUACAAGCAACAGAUUGAGCAGUUGAAACAAAAGGGAAGAGCUCUAGCAGCUGAAAAUGCGAUGCUGUCUGAGAAGUUUGGAGUGCAUGGACAAGUACAGGGAGCUGGAUCGAACGAAGAGAGGGGUGGAAUGGUGGGUUCUGCGGAGAUCAGUGAGAUAUCGGACGUGGAGACAGAAUUGUUCAUCGGACCCCCUGAGACGAGGAACAAGCGUCUGCCUUCCAGAAAUGAAAUGUGAAUAAUAAUUAAUGCUUUAAUUUGUAAGUUAUAUAAAUAUGUAAUCUGUGAUGAUGAUUUCCCAUUGGUGUCAAUUAGUAAAUUCCCGAGUUUAUGGUUUUGAAAUUGCAAAUAAUGCCAAUUGCAGCUGUGAAAACCACAUUGUUUUUUGGCUUGGUAGUGGCGUAUGUGACUACUGACUACUGACUACCUACGUACAUACACUUUGAUCUGAUAUAUAUUUAUAUGUGCUUCUGCAGAUUAA
Messenger RNA from Sesamum indicum (sesame), 1393 nucleotides. RefSeq names its product AGAMOUS-like 20 (gene AGL20). Gene Ontology annotation, cellular component: nucleus. The record is from RefSeq and is a predicted model, not a curated record. Gene Ontology annotation, molecular function: RNA polymerase II transcription regulatory region sequence-specific DNA binding; DNA-binding transcription factor activity; protein dimerization activity. Lineage: Eukaryota; Viridiplantae; Streptophyta; Magnoliopsida; Lamiales; Pedaliaceae. Gene Ontology annotation, biological process: positive regulation of transcription by RNA polymerase II.